This is a messenger RNA of Dothidotthia symphoricarpi CBS 119687, 839 nucleotides long. RefSeq lists its product as uncharacterized. NCBI's taxonomy places the organism in Eukaryota, Fungi, Ascomycota, Dothideomycetes, Pleosporales, Dothidotthiaceae. Bases 112 to 774 code for a protein of 220 amino acids. The record is from RefSeq and is a predicted model, not a curated record. The transcript has a single exon.
CGUGGACACGAUAACAAGAAGCAAAUAUAAUGAACAGCACAACUUGUCGCAUGUCGCACCGUUUUCCAAAUAUUCAACACGUCGCUUGAAAUCGCCAUUCCACACCGAAUCAUGUUUCAACAUCACAAAAAUAUACAACAUGCAGUCAUCGAACUACCCCCAGCGGCAUGCGACUCUCGCAAAACAUCCAAGUCACUCAACAUUCUACCCUCAAGCUCAUCCAUUCACUCCACAAAAAGCGCCUCCUCGAUGCCGAAACAGCGCAUAAAACCCUUAUUCCACCACCGCGUCAUACCGCCACAGGCUCCACGCACCGAACUCGCCAUCCAUAUGCAACCGCACCUCCACUCCUCGCUGAACGAAGCCCUCUACGGCUCCCCCCACGGCUUCGGCGAACGCAGAGUAAAACUGGAAAUGACGUCCGACCAAAGCGGGAUCGUAAUAUGCAUGCGCGUCGUGUGUUCGUACGAGGCCAAUGUGUUGAUUUUGACGGCGGUGGGGAUUUACGGGUCGGAUUGGGUGGGGCUUUGCAGACUUGUUGCGGAGGAGGGGGUGGUGUGGGUGAAGUUCGAACUUGUGGGGGGAGUGGGGGAGUGGAGAGGCGGCAUCACGCGAGCGGCUGGGGAAGGGCUGGGAGACAUAAGAGGAAGGAUGGGAGGGGAAAAUACAGGGGAUGAUGUGGCGGUGAGGUUCUCAUGGACAGAUGACGAUGGGGAUGGGUUUAGGAAGUCGGUUAAACGGGGGGUAGAGUGGGUUAAGGAGAGGUUUAGGUAGUGCUUCUGCGUGAUCAUGGGGGGGUUUUAGGAUGGGGUGGGAUUUGUGGUUUAAUACGUGUUACU